CUGUAGUGCUCAUUGCAAAAAUUGUAUAGCCUGUGAAUUUAGAUACAAAAAGGUUAUGUUUUUGACCGGUUGUUUAUAAAUCAAAAUACAAAAAUAUGUAAUUAAUAUUAUAAAUGCGAGCCUAACAGCGAGUUGUUAUAAAUAGGUAUAUAAUUAUGGAAGAAGACUUUAUAUUAGAGAAUAAUGACGAAAACUGUGAAACUUCUCACAUGGAUACAGAAGAAACAGAUAUUUUUACGUAUCCUACUCUGUUUAGUAGCAAAUCCUUAGUAGAAUUGUGCAACUCUUCUUGGUCGAGAUCUCAAAACGCGAAACAGAAUGUGCAGCCCUAUUUAAGGGGAUGUAAAUGGUCUCCAGACGGUACUUGCUGUCUCACAGUGGUUAAUAAUGACGGGGUUCACGUAACAGAGCUACCAAGAGAUCUUUAUUCUGGAUCCAUAUCCCCUGAUCGAACAAUUAAUAUAUUGGAUUCGGUUAUUCACGUUAAAGAGGCAGGUCUUGUCUAUGAUUUCUGUUGGUAUCCUGGUAUGAACAGUAGCAUACCUGAGACUUGCUGUUGGUUGACCACUCGUCAGAAUGCACCACUGCAGUUUUGGGAUGCUUUUGACGGUUCUUUGAGAUGUUCAUACAGAGGCUUCAAUGCAGUGGAUGAAAUGGAGCCAGCACUCUCGGUCACAUUUAAUAGUGAGGGGGAUAGAAUUGUAGCUGGAUAUAAGAAAUAUUUGAGAACUUUUGAUGUCGAAAGACCAGGAAGAGAUUUUGCAGAGCACAAGAUCAAUUCACCGGCUUCUUGUUUUGCUACACAUGAUAAUCUAUUAGCUAUGGGCUCAUGGAAUACAACUAUAACUUUAUACAAUAUCAGUGAAUUUGGAACAUAUAAGAGUAUUGGGAAAAUGCAUGGCCACUCAGGGGGUGUCACUCACUUGAAGUUUACUCAAGAUGGUCAAAAAUUAGUGUCGGGAGCGAGAAAGGAUCACAGGCUACUCAUUUGGGAUAUUCGUUAUUAUCAAAGGCCGCUGAAUGUAUUAAGUAGAGUCGUUGACACAAACCAAAGGAUAUAUUUCGAUAUAUCACCAUGCGGCAAAUAUUUGGUUACCGGAGGUACGGAUGGUGUGAUAAAAGUAUGGGACGCAGAUAACAUUGAUUGGAUUAAUAGAUUAGAUGCUACCGAUGACAAAGAUAAUGCUACAUACAGGUUUCCGUUGCAUAAAGACUGCUGCAAUAGCCUGUCAAUACAUCCGUUAAGACCAAUAUUAGCUACCGGCUCUGGUCAAUAUCAUUUCGAGGAUCCUGCCCAGGAUUUGGAAGAGAAUUUCGGAGUACAGGAAGACAUUACUGAGACUGAUAAAGGGUUAAGAAAUGAUAAAUACUCAAAAAUUGCUGAAAAUAGCUUAGGGUUUUGGUGGAUUGGGGAUAUUCCUCAAGUAACUUAGAAUUUAAGCACUCAACAUCUUUUGUAUAUAACUAUGAAUUUAAUUAUAAGUGAAAAGUGUUUCAUUUUCAUUCAUAUACAUUGACAUAAAAAUUAUAAUAUUAGUAUUCCUUACAAUUACAAAUAAUAUAUAAAGGGUCAAGAAUAUGUGAAGAAUAAAUUAUGAUUUCCUAA
This is a messenger RNA of Danaus plexippus (monarch butterfly), 1606 nucleotides long. It is a transcript of the gene WDR79, whose product is annotated as telomerase Cajal body protein 1 homolog. Gene Ontology annotation, biological process: Cajal body organization. Gene Ontology annotation, cellular component: Cajal body. NCBI's taxonomy places the organism in Eukaryota, Metazoa, Arthropoda, Insecta, Lepidoptera, Nymphalidae. The transcript is spliced from 5 exons. The record is from RefSeq and is a predicted model, not a curated record. Gene Ontology annotation, molecular function: protein binding; RNA binding. Bases 156 to 1433 code for a protein of 425 amino acids.